CCUUUUGCCUCCCGCACUGCAAAAAGGAACGUGCGCGACCGCCUUUCUCCUUUGCGGUCCUAUCCUUUCGAUUAUUUGCGCGCCGCACUUCGCUUUUCCACCUUCUGCCUGAACCUCAACAUUACACAUCACUUGCCCGACUUUCAAUAACGCGCUCAACAGCCCAAUUUUUGGUCUAUAGACUUACGCGACGACACUGCGAAACUCCUGCGCCCACUUCGAUCAAUCAAGCCUUUUCCCGAAAAACAAGAAACGCUUCGCGACCGACAUCACGAUGGCCACCCCCAUGAGCACAAACUCCCAGGAGGACGCCACGAACAAGAAGCUUGAGCAGAUUACCUUUCGCUUUUGCUCCGAAUGCUCCAACAUGCUCUAUCCUAAGGAGGACGAAGAGACCCAUCGCCUCCAGUUCACCUGCCGAACCUGCCAGUUUACCGAGGAGGCUCAGUCUACCUGCGUCUUCCGCAACGUCAUGAACAACGCCGCCGGUGAGACCGCCGGUGUCACACAGGAUGUCGGUUCGGAUCCUACUGUAGGUGAUCCCCAGUCUGUUCUUGCCCCUGUUGUAUGCAUCGGCUGCGGCCACGCCAUCCUUUGCAGCGGCUGCGGUAACCCGUCCGACGACUUCAACGUAUCGGCGGCCCCUGCCCACCAGCACGACGGUUUCCAGAGCAAGAAGACGGAGAUUACAUGGGACGACCUGAUGGACAUGGCCGAAGACGAAGCCCAAGACGAGUACGACGAAGAAAAGGAAUCGGUCACCUCGGACGAGAUCAACCACGGAUUCGCGGGCAUCGCGCUCAACAACGAGCCCGAAGCCGCCAACCGGAAUGUGUCGUGGCCUACCUUUCAGCUGGCAGUCAGCCAGUGAGAGUGAUCCUCGCCACGUGUUACCACAACGACCUAUUGGAUGACAACCCCUGGACCUGGCUUUGGCAAUGGGAUUUUGGCUUUCACUCUGGAUACGAGACCUCCCUUGUGAUCAGCUGGCUGACGCUGCAUCUUUCCCGGAUCUAGCUUCCACGAUCAAACAAGGAAUGCCCCGUGUGCAAGGGCGGCGAAGCCGUCUUCUUCCAGUCUCAGCAGCGAAGCGCUGAGACGGGCAUGGUUAGUACAGAACUCGCAUCUUUCUCUCUUUAAGCAAACUCGCCAGGAGAAUCGGCAAACUAACGCGCUCGCGUGCAGAAACUGUUCUAUGUCUGCUGCGAUUGCGGUCACAUCUUCCAGUAAAAGAGACGACCUGAUGAAGAUACCCCAAGAUUGUUCUAGAGGAGGUUGCCAUGCAUUGUAAGGAGUAUUCUG
This is a messenger RNA of Colletotrichum godetiae, 1302 nucleotides long. RefSeq lists its product as uncharacterized. The transcript has a single exon. Lineage: Eukaryota; Fungi; Ascomycota; Sordariomycetes; Glomerellales; Glomerellaceae. Bases 275 to 871 code for a protein of 198 amino acids. Gene Ontology annotation, molecular function: DNA-directed RNA polymerase activity. Gene Ontology annotation, cellular component: RNA polymerase II, core complex. The record is from RefSeq and is a predicted model, not a curated record. Gene Ontology annotation, biological process: transcription initiation at RNA polymerase II promoter; transcription-coupled nucleotide-excision repair; maintenance of transcriptional fidelity during transcription elongation by RNA polymerase II.